AUGCCCCUCUUGUUUAGACCGUCCCCUCAAGUUUUGGUGACCCAGUCCUACCACUUGGUUGAGGCGACAGUGGCUGCGGCGGAACAGAGUGCCGGAAUAGGAAGUCACCGAGGUCGCCGGCUGUGUGACAAAGUGCGGGAUUUGGAAGUCCUCGAGGUCGUCGGCUAUGGGACGGACCGGAUUUGGAACUCCCCGAGGACGUCGGUGGCGGGAACAGAUCCAUCUCUAUCCGGCGGCGAGCGAAGGCGCGCCAACAUCACCCCCCUCAUAAUUGUGUCUGUCUUCUCCAUCCCUGACAACCCUCAUUGUUUUUCUCCCCGCGCCGCCAACCGUGUCUCCAAUUCCGUGCCUGACCAAUUCCCCUCCACCUCUGGAACCCUCCCGAUCCAAACCCAUCCAACAGGAGCUCCCAAGGCCGACCACCGCAGCUUGGCACGCCAUCUUGCUCCGCCGCCUCCCUGCAUCCGUCGGCCUGCUCCCAUCUCCCGCUCGUCCCGUGUGCCCAGCCGCCGGCUCGCGUUGACCAGGCGGUUACCCCGCGCGUGGGUAGCGCAGAGCACCGAGGCGUCUGCCUCGACCGGCCUCACAGCGCAGCCCCGUCGCCAGCAGUCGUUGGCCAGCGCACCAAGCCCGCUGCAGAGCAGAACGGGAACCCGCUGCCGCCCUGGAUCACGACGUCUGCACCCAGCCAUCGCCCCUGUAUGCCAAUGUCUCGAUCUAGAUCGUCCCCGUGCAGUUCCCGCAGGAUCCAUGUCGUUCCCUGCUCGCCUCGUCCUCCAGUCCGUCAUGGGAGCCGACUCGCCGCUGGCCCUUGACCUUGCCUGCAAGCACCCGACGGCCGUGGUUCGUGGGUGUGUUGACCGUGCCCUCCCUACCCAGAGCGGAGGCGCUGGAGGGCGUCCUCACUUGCCUGGCCCGCAGCACCUCCCACCAGCCUCGUUCCCCCAUUAGAUCCGCAGCGUGCCGGAUUGUGAGGACCCGUCGACUAC
Hordeum vulgare subsp. vulgare (domesticated barley) is the source of this 989-nucleotide messenger RNA. RefSeq lists its product as uncharacterized. The record is from RefSeq and is a predicted model, not a curated record. Bases 1 to 951 code for a protein of 316 amino acids. The transcript is spliced from 5 exons. Lineage: Eukaryota; Viridiplantae; Streptophyta; Magnoliopsida; Poales; Poaceae.